Molecule: messenger RNA, 1341 nt
Organism: Branchiostoma belcheri (Belcher's lancelet)
Lineage: Eukaryota; Metazoa; Chordata; Leptocardii; Amphioxiformes; Branchiostomatidae
Product: G2/M phase-specific E3 ubiquitin-protein ligase-like
Exons: 7
Coding region: 1-1341 (446 amino acids)
Molecular function (GO): ubiquitin-protein transferase activity
Source: RefSeq, a predicted model, not a curated record
AUGAGCCUGGCAGUGCAGACAUGUCUCCAAGUGCAAAGUAAAGACUGUGAUGAGAAACAGAGCUGUCAGUAUAUAGGGUGUAACUGCUUGCCUAUACUGUCUUGUGUUAUUUGUCACAAGGUCUUUUUCUCUAUACUUUUUAGUGAAAAAGAAGCUAAACUGAAACAAAUUGUAUCUGACCUCUAUGAGAAUAACAUCAAGCCGGAAACGAAAGUCUACAACAUCAGGCGAACCAAUGUGUGGGGAUCGUUAAAAGAAAAAAUGAGUAGGAAGUCCUUCGAUCCAUGCAAAACAGUUGAAACAAAAUUCAUUGGUGAAGAGGAAACAGUGGACAUGGGAGGGCCAAGAAAUGAGAUGUUCCGUCUUGCAUUGUCAGAUAUAUUUGAACACUCUGGCCUCUUUGAAAUGGGCCCUGGGGGGUACUUGCCUACUGCAUCUUCAGUAUCUGUUUGUAACAGAGAUUAUGUAUCAGUUGGAGUGGUUUUUGCCAUGUCUAUCGUACACCGUGGGCCGGCACCAAAUGGACUUCACCCAGGCAUUGCCCAGGCAGUGUGCGGCAGAGACCUGGAGCACCUGAAUGCAGAAGAACCCAAGGAGCCAAGGCUGGCUCAAUUUUUGCAAAAGCUGGACAAUGCAGGUGAGAAUCUGUCAGACAUCCUGCAGGAUGAGGAGGCAAUGAACAUCCUGGAAACCAUCGGAUGGACGAAAGCAUCCACAACAUCAGAAGAUGUGCCUACUUUGAAGAGGACAAUAUGUCUCCAUGACAUUAUUCUAAAGAGGAAGACUGCAAUAGACCAAAUCCAUCAAGGCCUAGGCAUCUUUGGUCUGAUUGAUGCAUUUGACGAGAAUCCAUCCCUAUUGGACUCGAGGAACUGCUUAACCUCAAGAACCAGAAAGUUACAGCUGAUGAGGCCUCACAAAUAUGAAGGCUCUGUAUCGCUGAAAGAGUUCAUCAUUUUCGUAACAAGUUUCAAGACAAAGCCACCGACGGGAUGGCCAAUGCAGCCCCUGAUACAGUUCAGAAGGUGUGAAGAAGGAUGCAGUUGUUUUCCUCGGGCAAAUACAUGUUCUUUUACAUUAACACUACCUGAGCACAUGGCUAGGCUGACAAAGAAAGAGUUUGACAUGAAAAUGAAGAGGGCAAUCAGGGAUGGGUGGGGUGCGAAAGUCUUCACCGAAGAAGAGUUUAUUCUGGAGAAAGAGGCCCAGCAGAAGAAGAGGGACGACGCAGAGCUGAAAAAAGAAGAAAGACGAAAGCAGCGGGAAAGCCGGAAAGCAGAUGAGAUGGCCAUGGCAGCACAAAAGAGGGAGAAGCAAAAGAAGAAAAAGGCUGUUGUUUGA